This is a messenger RNA of Ceratotherium simum simum (southern white rhinoceros), 2903 nucleotides long. It is a transcript of the gene NELL1, whose product is annotated as neural EGFL like 1. Gene Ontology annotation, cellular component: cytoplasm. Gene Ontology annotation, biological process: positive regulation of ossification; regulation of osteoblast differentiation. Lineage: Eukaryota; Metazoa; Chordata; Mammalia; Perissodactyla; Rhinocerotidae. The record is from RefSeq and is a predicted model, not a curated record. Gene Ontology annotation, molecular function: protein kinase C binding; heparin binding; calcium ion binding.
UCCAGGCGCAUUGGUUUCCCCCUGGCUUCCGCGCGCCCCGUUUGGAGGGGCUCCUCGGGAGCGAUGCCGAUGGAUGUGAUUUUAGUUGUGUGGUUCUGUGUGUGCACCGCCAGGACAGUGAUGGGCUUUGGGAUGGACCCCGACCUUCAGAUGGACAUUAUCACCGAGCUCGACCUCGUGAACACCACCCUUGGAGUCACUCAGGUGUCCGGACUGCACAAUGCCAGCAAAGCGUUUUUGUUUCAAGAUGUAGAGAGAGAGAUCCAUGCAGCCCCGCAUGUGAGUGAGAAAUUAAUCCAGCUGUUCCGGAAUAAGAGUGAAUUCACCUUUUUGGCGGCUGUACAGCAGAAGCCAUCGACUUCAGGAGUGAUACUGUCCAUUCGAGAACUGGAACACAGCUAUUUUGAAUUGGAGAGCAGUGGUCUGAGGGAUGAGAUUCGAUAUCACUAUAUACAUAACGGGAAGCCCAGGACAGAGGCGCUUCCCUACCGGAUGGCAGACGGACGGUGGCACAAGGUCGCGCUGUCAGUUAGUGCCUCUCAUCUCCUGCUCCACGUCGACUGCAACAGGAUUUAUGAACGUGUGAUAGACCCUCCUGAGACCAACCUUCCCCCAGGAAGCAAUUUAUGGCUGGGUCAGCGCAACCAAAAGCAUGGCUUAUUCAAAGGAAUCAUUCAAGAUGGAAAAAUCAUCUUUAUGCCGAAUGGAUUCAUAACACAGUGUCCAAACCUGAAUCGCACUUGCCCAACUUGCAGUGAUUUUUUAAGCCUGGUGCAAGGAAUAAUGGAUUUACAAGAACUUUUGGCCAAGAUGACUGCAAAACUAAAUUAUGCAGAGACAAGACUUAGUCAAUUGGAAAACUGCCACUGCGAGAAGACAUGUCAAGUGAGUGGACUGCUCUACAGAGACCAAGACUCCUGGGUUGAUGGCGAUCACUGCAGGAACUGCACAUGCAGAAGUGGUGCUGUGGAAUGCCGAAGGAUGUCCUGUCCCCCUCUCAAUUGCUCCCCAGACUCGCUCCCUGUGCACAUUACCGGCCAGUGCUGUAAGGUCUGCCGACCAAAAUGUAUCUAUGGAGGAAAAGUCCUUGCAGAAGGCCAGCGGAUUUUAACCAAGAGCUGUCGGGAAUGCCGAGGUGGAGUUUUAGUAAAAAUUACAGAAGCAUGCCCUUCUUUGAACUGCACAGAAAAGGAUCACAUUCUCCCAGAGAAUCAGUGCUGCAGUGUCUGUAGAGGUCAUAACUUUUGUGCAGAAGGACCUAAAUGUGGUGAAAACUCAGAGUGCAAAAACUGGAAUACAAAAGCUACUUGUGAGUGCAAGAAUGGUUACAUCUCUGUCCAGGGGGAUUCCGCCUACUGUGAAGAUAUUGAUGAGUGUGCAGCUAAGAUGCAUUACUGUCGUGCCAAUACUGUGUGUGUCAACCUGCCUGGGUUAUAUCGCUGUGACUGUGUCCCAGGAUACAUUCGCGUGGAUGACUUCUCGUGUACAGAGCAUGACGAAUGUGGCAGCGAGCAGCACAGCUGUGAUGAGAAUGCCAUCUGCACCAACACUGUCCAGGGACACAGCUGCACCUGCAAACCGGGCUACGUGGGGAACGGGACCAGCUGCAGAGCAUUCUGCGAAGAGGGCUGCAGAUAUGGUGGAACAUGUGUGGCUCCUAACAAAUGUGUCUGUCCUUCUGGAUUCACAGGAAGCCACUGCGAGAAAGAUAUUGAUGAAUGUACAGAGGGACUCAUUGAGUGCCACAACCAUUCCCGCUGCGUUAACCUGCCCGGGUGGUACCACUGUGAGUGCAGAAGCGGUUUCCGUGACGAUGGGACCUAUUCACUGUCCGGGGACUCCUGUGUGGACAUUGAUGAAUGUGCCUUAAGAACUCAUACCUGUUGGAAUGAUUCUGCCUGCAUCAACCUGGCAGGGGGCUUCGACUGCCUGUGUCCCUCGGGGCCCUCCUGCUCUGGUGACUGCCCCCAUGAAGGAGAACUGAAGCACAAUGGGCAGGUGUGGACCCUGAAAGAAGACAGGUGUUCUGUCUGCUCCUGCAAGGAUGGGAAGAUAUUCUGCCGACGGACAGCUUGUGAUUGCCAGAAUCCAAGCGUUGACCUUUUCUGUUGCCCAGAGUGUGACACCAGGGUCACAAGUCAAUGUUUAGAUCAAAAUGGACACAAGCGCUAUCGAAGUGGAGACAACUGGACUCACAGCUGCCAGCAGUGCCGGUGUCUGGAAGGAGAGGUAGAUUGCUGGCCACUCACUUGCCCCAAUUUGAGCUGUGAGUACACAGCCCUCUUGGAAGGGGAGUGUUGUCCCCGCUGUGUCAGUGACCCCUGCCUGGCUGAUCACAUCGCCUAUGACAUCAGAAAAACUUGCCUGGACAGCUACGGCAUUUCGAGGCUUAGCGGCUCAGUGUGGACAAUGGCUGGAUCUCCCUGCACAACAUGCAAAUGCAAGAAUGGGAGUGUCUGCUGUUCUGUGGAUUUGGAGUGUCUUCAUAAUAAUUGAAGGAUUUAAAAUGGACUCAUCAUGGGAGAAAAAUGGACAAAAUGACCACCCAACAUGAUGAAGAAGAGAAGUUGGUGUUUUUUUACCACAGACAGUUACCAAAGUCUCCAUCUGAGGAAGGUGUUUGGGGUUGCCUUUUGGACCGACCAAUCUGCUCAUUCUUGCUAACCUAGUCUAGGUGACUUGCAGUGCAUUUCAGUCUAUGGUUGUUAACAGAAGUUUCCCGUGUUGUAAAUCACAUGUUUCCCUUACCAGAUCAUUUGCAAAUACAUUUAAAAGUUCUCAUGGUAAAUGUUGACGUAUUUUUUUGGUUUAUUUUGUGUACUAACAUAAUAGAGAUUCAGCUCCUUUUGUUUAUUUUUUCUUGAUUUUUGGAUCAAAUUCUACAAAUAAAGUUGCCUGUUGUG